Messenger RNA from Gastrolobium bilobum, 2811 nucleotides. RefSeq lists its product as uncharacterized. NCBI's taxonomy places the organism in Eukaryota, Viridiplantae, Streptophyta, Magnoliopsida, Fabales, Fabaceae. The transcript is spliced from 13 exons. The coding region runs from base 20 to 2596 and encodes 858 amino acids. The record is from RefSeq and is a predicted model, not a curated record. Gene Ontology annotation, molecular function: alpha-L-arabinofuranosidase activity. Gene Ontology annotation, biological process: L-arabinose metabolic process.
GUCCAUUGUUCAUCCGUGGAUGGAGGCUUUUGUGUUUGUGUUUGUGUUUGUGGUCCUUGUGCUGUUUGGUAGUGCUGGUGGUAAAGAGUGCACAAACACUCCUACCCAAUCACACACGUUCAGGUAUGAGCUGCUGGCAUCAAAGAAUGAGACGUGGAAGGCGGAGGUGAUGUCUCACUACCAUUACCAUUUGACACCAACCGAUGAAUCGACUUGGGCAGAUUUGCUACCGAGGAAGUUCUUGUCAGAAGAACACCAACAUGAUUGGGCGGUGAUGUAUAAGAAAAUUAAGAACAUGGGUGUGUUCAAGUCACCUGAAGGCUUUCUCAAAGAAGUGCCUUUGCAGGAUGUGAGGUUGCUUGUGGGUUCCAUCCAUUGGAGGGCACAGCAGACAAACUUGGAGUAUCUGUUGAUGUUGGAUGUGGACAGGUUGCUUUGGAGCUUCAGGAAGAACGCUGGUCUACCAACUCCUGGAACACCUUAUGGAGGGUGGGAAGGUGCAGAUGUUGAGCUAAGGGGUCAUUUUGUUGGGCAUUACUUGAGUGCUUCAGCUCUAAUGUGGGCCAGCACACAGAAUGGUAGCCUCAAGGAGAAAAUGUCAGCUCUUGUUGCUGGUUUGUCUGCCUGUCAGGAGAGAAUUGGAACAGGAUAUCUCUCUGCAUUUCCAUCUGAGUUUUUUGAUCGAUUUGAAGCUGUUCAAUCUGUGUGGGCUCCCUAUUACACCAUUCACAAGAUUUUGGCCGGCCUGUUGGAUCAACAUACUAUUGCUGGAAACCCUCAAGCUCUAAAAAUGGUGACAUGGAUGGUUGAUUACUUUUACAACCGAGUGAUGAAUGUAAUAACAAAGUACACUAUAAAUAGACACUAUCAGUCACUGAAUGAGGAAACUGGAGGAAUGAAUGAUGUCCUUUACAGAUUAUACAGCUUAACGGGAGAUUCAAAGCAUCUAUUGUUGGCUCACCUUUUCGACAAGCCAUGCUUUUUAGGGUUGCUUGCAGUGCAGGCUAACGACAUAGCUGAUUUUCAUGCUAAUACACAUAUCCCAAUUGUUGUUGGAUCUCAAUUACGGUAUGAAGUCACAGGCGAUCCACUUUAUAAGGAUGUUGGGACAUUUUUUAUGGACCUUAUAAACUCUUCUCACAGCUAUGCAACUGGAGGGACAUCAGUCAGUGAGUUCUGGAAUAAUCCAAGGAGAAUAGCAGACAACCUGAAAACAACAGAGAAUGAAGAAUCAUGCACAACUUAUAAUAUGUUGAAGGUUUCUCGCCACCUGUUUAGAUGGACCAAAGAAGUCUCUUAUUCAGAUUAUUAUGAGCGUGCCUUAACAAAUGGUGUACUCAGCAUUCAAAGAGGAACAGAUCCUGGUGUGAUGAUUUAUAUGCUUCCACUAGGUCUUGGGGUUUCCAAGGCUAAAACUGGACAUAGUUGGGGAACACCUUUUGACGCUUUCUGGUGCUGCUAUGGAACAGGAAUUGAAUCAUUCUCAAAGCUGGGAGAUUCUAUCUAUUUUGAAGAGGAAGGGAAAAAUCCUACUCUUUACAUCAUUCAGUACAUAUCAAGCUCAUUUAAUUGGAAAUCGGGGAAAAUUUUGCUCAAUCAGACAGUUGUUCCAGUUGCUUCAAGGGAUCCUUUCCUACGAGUGACAUUUACAUUUUCUCCUAAUGAGAAAAUUGGUACUUCUUCUACACUAAACUUUCGACUACCAUCUUGGACUCGUAAGGAUGGUGCCAAGGGGAUAUUAAAUGCUGAGACUUUAUCUCUGCCAACUCCAGGAAAUUUUUUGUCAGUCACACGACAGUGGAGUGCUGGUGACAAGCUGUCCCUUCAGUUGCCCCUUACCCUCAGAACGGAAACCAUAAAAGAUGACAGGCCUGAAUAUGCAUCUGUCCAAGCAAUUCUUUAUGGUCCGUAUCUUCUUGCUGGUCAUACCACCGGUGAUUGGGACAUUAAAGCUGAGGCUAACACAUCUGUUGAAGACUGGAUUACUCCAAUUCCUUCCAGUUACAAUAGUCAACUAGUUUCUUUUUCCCAAGACUUUGCAGAAUCAACUUUUGUUUUAACAAACUCAAACCACUCACUUACAAUGCAAAAACUACCUGAAUCUGGCACUGAUUUGGCUCUUCAGGCAACCUUUAGACUUAUCCCUAAAGAAUCUUCCUCAAAGUUUUCAACAUUGACAGAUGCUACUGGUAAAGAAGUGAUGUUAGAACCAUUUGAUCUUCCUGGAAUGAAUGUGAUUCACCAAGGAGCAGACCAACCUCUUGUUGGAGAUUCUUCCGAUGGAGGGCCAUCUUCUGUUUUUCUUGUGGUACCAGGAUUGGAUGGACGAAAUGGAACAAUAUCUUUAGAAUCCCAAAGCAAUAAGGGUUGUUACGUGUACACUGGGAUGAGCUCUGAUGCAGGAGUUAAGCUCAGUUGCAAGUCUGAAUCUGACACUACUUUUAACUUAGCAGCAAGCUUUGUUGCUGGGGAAGGAUUAACCCAAUACCAUCCUAUCAGCUUCGUCGCUAAAGGAAGAAACAGGAAUUUUCUUUUGGAGCCAUUAUUCACCUUCAGAGAUGAACAUUAUACUGUUUAUUUCAACAUUCAAGGUUGAUAUAAGUUAAAUAAACACUAUAUAAGUUCCAUCUGUAAAGGUUCAAAUAUAGAAAGAGUAAUGAUCAACAGAAUUAAUAAAUAGGAAGUUGGUUGCAGCAGUAUGACUCUUGACCUUUCUAUUUCUACUCCUUUAUAAAGAAUACGGGAAGAAGUGGUGAUUAUGCAUCACACUAAUUGUAGGUGUUUUCGUUAAUAAUAUCAAAAUAUGUAUUA